AUGCAACCCUGCUCCGCGUCCGCUCCCGCUUUGGCCUCGCCCGCCCAUACCCAACCCCGUCUGGUGGCUCCGACGCCCGACUAUAUCAACUAUACCGCCCACCUGCUGCUCGCCUCCUCCACCCUUCUCGCCCAGGUCGGCACAUGUGCCGGCAUGGACCAGUCCCGACCCAGCCAAUCACACGAGAACACUGACUGGCACCGCUCGCUCGAGAACCCGCCCACUUCGCGCUGGGCCAACGUCCGCGUCACUGAUUGGCAACGCGUCCGCCGUCCAAGCUCAGCCCCGUCCAGUGUCCCCGAAUCAGACGACGAGAGAGGCCCGAGGAAGCUCAGCAGGCUGGAAGCACUACUGAUACGCCGCCGGCCAGAAGAGAGCAGCGGCGUCCCGCCCCGCUCACUGUCGCCUUUCUCUUACCAGUCCACCCAGGAGUACACGUCGAACCCCGAAUCCAUCUCCGGACCGUCCACCAUGCCUCCGGCCUCUCACUACCAGGAGCCGCGUCACCCGGAGCCGCUGAGGGUGCCCGCUCGCAGCAGUGGCCGCAAUUACACCACACAGACGCCUUUACGCACCGUUUCCAGCGACUAUCCCACCAGUCCAGAGUACUUCUACCCCAUCUCCCCACUUGACCGCCCGCGUUCCUCAUCCCACAACGGCGACCACCUCCGUUCGCCCCUUCGUGCAGCACGCACCUACUCCGGGGCCCCUUGGGACAGCUCGCCCAACCGCGUCGGCCAGGAGCAACGCAGGCCGAGCACCGCCUUCGAGAGCGACGCCGAACUCCACCGGUUCGCCGAGGCCACAAGCGGUUUCGAUCCUUUCUCUCCUGUGCGCCAGCGGCCCCUGAGCCAAGCGCUCUACAGAGAAUACUACGCUCCCCCGGAACAAGCACCUCAGCAGGCCAUCUCCUACACUCGGCCGCUACCACAAUACCCUUUUCGAGAACCAAGCUACUCUAUAGACCAGAAUCUCGCCGGCACACGCUCCCCUUCGGAGCUGGCCGCAGCAUUAAGAGCGAUGGAAGAAGCAGAGAAUGACUACGGCAUGCCGCCAGAGGACGAGGAGCUUCCCGACUACGCCCAGAGCCAAUGGGAAGCACAGAGCCACCAACGCCGGGCAGCUGCGCGCAGAGCAGCUGAGCUGGAAAGACAGUGGAUAGAGGCAAGGCAGAGAAGUGGUUCUCGAUGA
Molecule: messenger RNA, 1191 nt
Organism: Diplodia corticola
Lineage: Eukaryota; Fungi; Ascomycota; Dothideomycetes; Botryosphaeriales; Botryosphaeriaceae
Product: histone-lysine n-methyltransferase 2d isoform x1
Exons: 1
Coding region: 1-1191 (396 amino acids)
Source: RefSeq, a predicted model, not a curated record